Messenger RNA from Tilletiaria anomala UBC 951, 1662 nucleotides. Its product is annotated as BAR-domain-containing protein. NCBI's taxonomy places the organism in Eukaryota, Fungi, Basidiomycota, Exobasidiomycetes, Georgefischeriales, Tilletiariaceae. Gene Ontology annotation, molecular function: protein binding; lipid binding. The transcript has 5 exons. The record is from RefSeq and is a predicted model, not a curated record. The coding region runs from base 274 to 1356 and encodes 360 amino acids. Gene Ontology annotation, cellular component: mating projection tip; medial cortex; Rvs161p-Rvs167p complex. Gene Ontology annotation, biological process: actin cortical patch localization; endocytosis; plasma membrane tubulation.
CGCCGCUCUGCGGCCGGGAUCACGAUUCCACGAGGGGGUUCACAGGGAUGACGAUGCUGCGCCACCGCAAGAGAAGCUUAAUAUAUCGCAUGCGCUUAAUCCAGUCCUCUGUCCAGCUUGGAACGCUCGCACGACUCCCUUUCCCCUUGACGCUUUCUGCUCUCGACGCAGCGGGCACACCUUGCUUCCUCAAGCGGAACACAUUUCACUCGUCUCAUCCUUCUCGCCCCACGCAGCAUUUACCAGGUGUGGAUCUCCUUGAGUCCGGUCGCGAUGAAGGGCAUCGCAAAGGCGAUGGCGCGCACGCCGCACCUGCUCACCUCUAAGGUGGGCAUGACGACCAAAUCCAGUGACGCCGCAUUCGAUGAGCUCAACCGCAAGUUCACAACUGUCGAAAAGAGUGGAGAGAGGCUGCAGAAAGAUGCUCAGUCCUACAAGCAAUCCGUGCAAAAUAUGCUCCUCUCGGGCGCUGCUUUCGGAUCUGCCUUCGCCAACCUCUUCUCCCCGUCUGGAUCUGAAGCCGACUUCAUCGGCAAUCAUCCCCAGGCAGCGACCACAAUCCAGAGUCUGCCCGCCUACGAUAUCAUGAUGGAGGAACUCCGUGAGGCGCUCACCCCUGAAAUUGACUUGAUUGAAAAUCGGAUCAUAGCGCCAAUCAAGGACUUCAACGCCGUCAUUAAAAGUAUCCGGAAGAAUAUCACGAAGCGUGAUCAUAAACUCAUUGAUUAUGAUCGGCACAAUAACGCUUUCUCUAAGGUGAAGGACAAGAAGGAAAAGAGUCUCAAAGACGAGCAAAACCUAUUCAAAUUGGAGCAGGGCUACGAGACGGCCGCUGCGGAUUAUGAAUACUUCAACAAUGCUUUCAAAGAGGAACUGCCAAACUUUUUCGAGCUCGUUGCCUCCUUUAUGACUCCGCUCUUCCACAGCUUGUACUACAUGCAGCUGAACGUGUUCUACCUCACGCUGGAGAAGUUCCAAACCUUUGCUUCCGGUCGUUAUGACCUCACAGUCGACCCACGCACGAUUGAAGACACCUAUGCACAGCGGCUUGCGGAUACAGCAGAGCAGCUCGAGGCGUUGUGCAUUCGGCGACCGGCGCAAUCAAGUGCCCGCAUCCUUGGGGCCAAUCGUUCCGGAUCCAUCGGUUCCACAUCUUGUGCUCCUGGCGGUCUUGCAGCGAAUGCACCAUCCCGUGCAGGAGGAAGCGGCGCACCGAAUGCCGCUGCUAGCAAGCCACCGCCGCCCCCGCCGCCAGCAGGGAAAAAGCCUGGGUUACAGCCACAAAAGCAAUACGUCAUCGCUCUUUACGACUACACAGCCCAAGUAAGCCAUGAGAAGCACGCGCUAUCAAGGUAAUGAUUUACUUCUUACGGCUGUUCUACGCAUUGCCUUCUCAGGCGGCUGGUGAUCUCAGCUUUAGUGCAGGUGACCGAAUCCAAGUCGUGCAGAAAACGACAAGCACCGAAGACUGGUGGACGGGGAUCGUUAAUGGUGUCCAAGGAAUCUUCCCAGGGCAAGUAUAUGAUGUCUCGCUAUGAGAAUCGAUACUGAGUAUGAUGCCUGUAACUGAUGUUAUACUACCCACUUCUCCAGAAACUAUGUUCGUGAUCCUUGAAUGCGGGAAAUUAGGCCAUCAAGGGGCAUGUAUUUGCUUUACUCUCG